GACGGGCCGGUCGGAGCGGAAGAAGAAACGGAAGGAAGCGAUACGUACAAAGUGCCUUCAGUGCAAUGUCCGGACUCCUCAGAAACACAAAUAAACCCGUGAAAAUUAGAGGUUGCAAUGAAACUGGAAAGUAUGGAAUUGCGGCGAAAGACAUGAAAGAGUUGCUUAAAAAAGCCUGCAAGAUAUUACAGUUGCCAUCUGCUGGUGCUCACAUCUCUUUGUAUGCGGAUGGGACCAUCGUGACGGAGGACUUCUUCCAAACUCUGCCGGACAACACUGAACUGGUUCUUCUGCGCAGAGAUGAGACAUGGAGUGGAGCUGUGUCCGACAUCGGCCAGUUACUGAGCACAGACCGGCAUGCAGAUGCCCUCGUCGAAGCGGCGAAAGGCCUCCUCUCUGACGAGCCGUCUCCUAAGAGGCGGAAGAUCCUGACGGACCUGCUGCACAACCUGCAGGACACAUCUGAGGUGGAGAAGAGAGAGGAUGAUGAAGACUGGUUCACAGGUGUUGACACUCGAUUCAAGACCAAGUCCGCCUACAUGAAGUUCAACUGUGGGAGCAGAAUACGAAGCUACAUGAAGGAGCUGGACGCCGCCACCAAAACCAUCCAGAGGGCCGCGGUCAGGGCGGAGUUUCUGAAAACCACCAAAUGCCUGGCAGAAAUGCUGAGGUCGGCGAAGCACAACGGCAGCUACUUUGACAGGACGGAGAAGGAAGCCCAUCGGCUCUGUACUGCGGCGGGCUGGUUCACCUGCCAGGGAUCAUUUGAUCAGGAAGUGUGCCGGUCCUUCCACUCCAUCAACCCCUACGGCAGCCGGGAGAGCAGGAUCCUCUUCAGCACCUGGAAUCUGGACCACAGGAUUGAGAAGAAGAGGACCAUCAUUCCCGCCCUGCUGGAAGCUCUGCAGAGUCACAAGAGCGCCGAGGUCAACCUGCAUUACUUCUACCGCCUGCUGUUCACCCGGGACAACCUGAAGCUGGUCCACAUCGUGUGCCACAAGAAGGAGGCCCACCACCUGCAGUGCGACGCCAACGAGAUCUUCAACGCGGCAGGAGACAAACGGAAGGGCAAAGGCAAGAAGAGGCCCCUGAUGUGAAGAUUUUCACCUCUGCCUCCAUGCAGGAGGGUCGGCUCUGAUUUGUACGAGUUGCACUGAUAAUGAUGUGAAUGAUUAUAUUGGAGGCGACUGCGGAUGAUCCAAUCAGCGAAGGGACCUCGCAUUUUUGGCCUGUAUUUCAUUUUUAUUAAACCAUAUUCUGCUUCUGAACCAGUGAAGCUCACAGAGCUUUGUUAGACAAUCAAACCGAACCAGGGAACCAUGAAAACCAUUUAUUUGUCUUUGUUGGCACGGUGAUGUAGAAAUGCAUGGAUUGAUUUCAGCGGCGGUCACUCGGACAGGAAGUUGCAUAGGAGUGAACCGCAGCAGUGCAAUUACCUCAGACGACUAGAUGACAUUUGUCAGCCUUAAAUCACCACUUUUCCACAAACAUUGUUGGUCCAUGAUUGUUUUUUUGUAUUUUAUGUUUGCAAAUGUGAACCUAGCAGGAACCCAGAGAAACGUGUUAGCUGCAUCGAUAUACUUCCACAGGUUAUAAUUCACAGAUGUGUUAUACAGUAUGUUAAGCAGCUGCCAAAAAAAGACUUUGCAAUGAACAAUGAAUAUGAGACACUUGGUGAACAAUGACAUUCCUCUCAAAUGCUAAUAUUUGAUAUUAAACGCUGUCUACGUGGA
Gasterosteus aculeatus aculeatus (three-spined stickleback) is the source of this 1733-nucleotide messenger RNA. RefSeq names its product DNA fragmentation factor, beta polypeptide (caspase-activated DNase) (gene dffb). The record is from RefSeq and is a predicted model, not a curated record. Gene Ontology annotation, cellular component: cytoplasm; nucleus. Gene Ontology annotation, molecular function: DNA endonuclease activity. Gene Ontology annotation, biological process: apoptotic process; apoptotic DNA fragmentation. Lineage: Eukaryota; Metazoa; Chordata; Actinopteri; Perciformes; Gasterosteidae.